GCCACGGAAACGACUGGCUAAAGUUUAGUGUGUUCAGAUGCAAUAGCAGCGCAACCAGCCUAAAACCAGAAUAUAUUUAAUUGCAUUUAUUCUUCUGUAGAAAUGGGAAACGGUCGCAAAGCGUCCUGUGUUCUGUGUCAGCGGUCAGAAGAGUCAAAUACAACUGGAGCUUUAUCAACCAAAGACCAAGUAACUGCUCACCAGGAUUGUCUGUUAUACUCCUCUGGUAUAUAUUCCACGGCUUCGCCAGCAUAUGACGACCUGUUUGGUUUCUCUGUGGCAGAUGUGUUGGAGGAGGUGAAACGAGGAAGCAGACUGAUUUGUUAUCACUGCAAGAAAAAGGGCGCCACUGUUGGCUGUGAGGUUAAACGCUGCAAAAAGUCCUUCCACUACCCUUGUGCAGUAGAUGGGGGGGAUAAGCCUUUUGAGGAUAAGCAGCAUGGGAAAUAUGGGCUAUAUUGCUUACACCACUAUGAACAAAAAAAUGGUGAAACUGUGAACGGCCUCAGAAAGCCUCAAACCUCCAAGAAUCCCAAAGAAGCCGGACCACUGAAGACUUUUUGUUUAACCUGUGAGAAGACAGAAGGGAAUAUCAGCUUGGAUAGUUUGUCUAAAAGCAUUGUUAUGUCAUAUUGUGAUAAACAUGCUCCUUCAUCAUACAAGAGGCAAAUCGACAGUAACGAUGAGCCAUCAAGAGCUGGACCAUCUUCGUACAGCAGCGCUUCAUCCAGCGAGACUCACUGCUCUUCCAAGAGACGAUUGAGCUUUCAUGACGAGGGCGAAGAGGAGCCUGUCAUUAGGCGGAAAUAUAAACGGAAAAGAACCAUAUCCGUGGAUUCUUUAAACUCAGAUGUAAGCAGUCUUAUUCCCCCAAUAGAGUCGGAUAUGGAUGAAAGUGUAAAUUCUUUACCACAGCACCAGCCAACUGUCCCUCAGCAACUCCGCCAAGAACCUGAGAGACCCACUGAUUCCCUCACAGGAAAUCAGCCAAUCAGUGAUUAUGCAGACGUAAUCAGUAAUGAAGACGAUACGAUCAUUGACUCAGAUGCUGAGUCAGAGAGUUUGCUGCCUCCUGUAAAGAACCACAUUGAGGUGCCUUCUGAAGCCUCAGCUCUGACUGCAUCAACUCCACAGCCCCACACAGUUUCGGUUCAGGUGCAGACAAUCAAGAAAGAGUAUGGAGGGUCGAGUCUUUUGCAGAGUCCUGCCCACAGUCCUGAGCAAAACACCUGUUGGCCUUCUGUCCCACAGCAGAACUGUGCUGCACCCCUGUCUCCACCCUCUCCGUCCUCUCCUCCCUCAGAGCCCUCCAAACUUGGCAAUGUUACUGAUUCACCUCCACGCACCACCGCUCCAGCCACUUCCCCCGCUCCACCUGAACCCAACUACGUUACCCUUCUCCCCUCCCCUUCUCUCCCACUUUCCCCAGCACCUCCCUCAGACUUUCCCUCAAUCCAUCCCUCAGACCCAGAGUCCAACAUCGACUCCAUUAACUUCUGGAGGAGCUGCAACACAGCUGGUUGUACACAGGACAUCCUCACUGAUUUCAUUAAUAAAAUGAAUGAUAUCUUCAGCAGAAUCCAGACUGAUCAGGCUAGCAAAGAGGAUUAUGAUCGUGCUUUAUCGGUGAUGGCAGCUUCUGGCAAACUUGCAGAGUUUGUGGCCAAACAGCAAGAAGAAUUACAAAGGAAACAAAUGGAACUGCAAAAAGCAGCAGAAGCUAUGAAGGAAAUGGUCUCAGCACUGAAGAAAUGAAUCCAUCAUCAGCUGGUGCAACGGUUCCAGUUUCAUAGAUUUUCCUUUUUUCAUCUUUACUGAAAGUUACUGUUUUCAUAGUUCUCAUUUUUAAGACGUACUUUUAUAUUUAAAAGGUUUGUUGUUUGUUUUUUUAAAUGUCAGUAGUGUUGAGGAUUCCAAAUUAUGAAUCUCUUCUGUUAGGGCUGACAAAAACAUUAACAGGCAAAAAAGAAUUUUACUAAAAAUCUACUAUAUUGAACUUUAUGAGCUGAACAGUUUGUAUUUUCAAGUUGUAAAAAAAGUUAGAUUUAUUUUAAAAUAAGAUCAUUUAUUGUUAGAGAAGCUAAAACAUCCGACCACCCUGGCGGGUUAAAAGCUGUUCUGUGUUUGUGAACAUCUUACAAGUUCUCAGAGCUUAAAGAAAAAAAAUGUGUUGAAGUGUUUGAGGAAUUUUACUUUUUUGAAGAUACAGAAUUUUUCUAGUUCCAUUUAUGAUCAGGAAUACAUUUUAUUUGUGUGUUUUUUAAGAAUAAAUUCUUACGUAA
Melanotaenia boesemani (Boeseman's rainbowfish) is the source of this 2282-nucleotide messenger RNA. RefSeq names its product PHD finger protein 11 (gene phf11). NCBI's taxonomy places the organism in Eukaryota, Metazoa, Chordata, Actinopteri, Atheriniformes, Melanotaeniidae. Gene Ontology annotation, molecular function: histone deacetylase binding; histone binding. The record is from RefSeq and is a predicted model, not a curated record. The coding region runs from base 103 to 1755 and encodes 550 amino acids. Gene Ontology annotation, cellular component: nucleus. The transcript has 18 exons.